This is a messenger RNA of Mesorhabditis belari, 2124 nucleotides long. The record is from the annotation of a GenBank genome assembly. NCBI's taxonomy places the organism in Eukaryota, Metazoa, Nematoda, Chromadorea, Rhabditida, Rhabditidae.
AUGCGUGAAUUUCUACUUUGGCUUUCGAUUUUUCUUGGGAUUUAUGGGAAAUCUCUCAAAUCACGAUGUCAUGCCGACGUAGAUCCAACUCAAGUUGGCCGCUGUCUUCGUCCACUUCUUGACAAAUGGGAGACGGUAAAAGAGAUCGAGUCACACGCAACACAGCUACAUUUUCCGAUCAUUUUCUACACAAAGAAAUCCUUGUUGGACUUAUGCUCAAUCUAUUCGGAGAUCGAGGAAGACUGCUUGAUGUUAGAACUGGGGAAAAAAUGCACUGGGGACGAGUUGAUUAUGUAUGCGAAUCUGCAUUUUCGUUUCUGGUGCGGUUCGACGGCGCCAAUUGCACUGCCGAAUUUCAUGUGCAUAUCGGGCUCGGUACUGAAAGCUCGUCAUUGUCAGCGCUAUCUCAUCGGAAUGUCGUCAAUGGGGAAAUUGGAAGAGGAGUGCAAAGGAGUGGCCGAUUUCUAUGACUGUGCGGCGCCAUUCGUGGAAAAGGACUGUGGCCAAGAAGCUCGUUCGAUCUUUACAAUUUCCAUCGUCAGUCAUGGUUGUUUGUUGGCUAACGCAAACUUCGAAAAAGAUAUGGAACUCUUGCGGGAAAUCAACUCCACUGGAAAGUUAACGAUGAAGAAAGCGAAAGAGUUUAUCAAGAAUGAGAUUGUUGGGAAUGCUGAAGAAUUAUCAGAAAAUGAGAAAAUUGAUCCGAAUGCAAAUUGCACAGAGGCGAUGAGUGACAAAGCGAUCAAUUGCUUUUUGCCGAUUACUGACAAGAUCCAAGAUUUCUCGCUGGCAAACGCUGUACCAAUCGGACUUCCGCUGUUCAAUGUUUCAGGAGAUGAGAUCUCUUCUCUAUGUCAAGAAUACGAAGAAGUGAACAAAAAUUGUAUCACGAAAGAGAUCCAAGAGAAUUGCGCAGCUUUAAGGAUUGUAACAUUUGCGGACGAGAUUUUGGGAGCAACGUGUGGAGAAAUGAGAGAACAACCGAAAUUCACGAAAAGAAUCGACUGUAUUUGGAGACAAGUGCUAAAGAAUACGCCUUGUCUUUCCUUUGUUCAAGGGGAAAUCGAUCCGAUCGCUACAACGAGCGCAAAGUGCCGAGGAAUGCCUGAGUUUUUGGAUUGUGUGAUGAGAGACGUGAUUCACUGCGGGAAUGCGGCUUUCGAGUUUUUGAUGGAAAUGGUCGACGGAUUUGGGUGUCCGCUAAAAGAACCGGAUGAGAGUAUUUGGGUGAAUUCUUCAAUCUUCGAGGAGGUGAUCUCGUCAACGACAAGUGCCGAUGAGGGUUUUCCGAUUUUGCGAUCAAAUGAAACGAAAAACUUAAAUCUGUCUUCCGAUGUCCCAUCGAUCGAUCAAAGUUUCACUCCAAUUAUGAGCGAAAUCUUUGAAACCACAACACUGGAAAAUGUUGAUUUCCAAAUGGAUUCAAAUGAAGAUAGAGAUUAUGAAGAUAUCUCAAAGGAGAACCCUGGGAAUAACGAAUAUGAAGAGGAAAAGGAUCGAUUUAAGGGCAUCAAGUUCAAGGACGAAGAGAUCCCAGUUCCACCUUCAUUUGAGGCAAAAUCCACCGAGAGAUUCCUUGCAACAAAUGGAUUGGAAAAUGUCGAGCUGGACAUGCAGCCAGUGACCAUAUUCAAUCCGAAUUGCACGGAAGAGGCAAGGAAUCGCUCUCGAACCUGCAUUGCACCUCUGAUGAAGACGUGGAUCGAGAUUCGGGAACAGAGACCCGAAUUGAAGGAUAUCACCUUUCCGCUCUUCAAAUACACAAGAACUGAACUACUAGAGUUGUGUGAUGGAUACGCGAACACUUUUCUUUGCGCGGGAUUUGAAUCGAUUGAGAGUUGUCUCAAUGAUAAACUGGUCCGUUUCGCGCAAGAUCAUCUUGGUUACAUGUGCAGUCCGAAUAAUAUCGGAAACUUUUUGCGGCAUUAUGAUUGCAUUCUGGAAAUCGAGAUGGGCACACCGAAAUGUCGAGAGUUCAUCAAAGGAACGCUGAGAAAUGAUACGCAUAAAUGUCGUGGGAUAAACGCGUAUCGUUCUUGCCUGAAGGCUCGACUUUUGGAGCAAUGCACACGGGAAGCGAUCCAAGAAUUCGACCAAAGCAUUCUCCAAUUUGGGUGUUCCAUU